Caenorhabditis bovis is the source of this 1431-nucleotide messenger RNA. Lineage: Eukaryota; Metazoa; Nematoda; Chromadorea; Rhabditida; Rhabditidae. The record is from the annotation of a GenBank genome assembly.
AUGUCUGUUUUUCUCGAGAUGAAACCAAGAAGCGAGUUGGCGUCAUUGUUCAUCGAUAUUCCUCCGGAAUUUCGAGAAAAAAAUCGAUCAAAUCAACCUGAUAAUAACGAAAAGAAGAAAAUAAAAUAUGAUAACAUCGAUGUGGUUAGCCUUACCGAAAAGAGAAUUCGAAUUGGGGCUCCUCCAUCUGCACAACUUCUUAACAAAAACCAACAAGAGGUGCCAAAGGCAAUCUCAAUUAACAAUAAAAAGGGAACAGAAAAGAUUUCGAAUGACUCGUAUCCAAAAACAUCAUCGAACCAAUCUACACCAACGAAAAAAGUUAUCGGGAAGAAGAAGGCGAAAAAUGGAGAUGUAAAAUUCAUUCGAUUUGGUGGCACUCUUAAAUAUGCAACAAUGAACGUUAGCACUUUAUGUUCUCCAACAUGGGCUGAAAAUAAUCCUCGGCUUUUUAUGUGCAAAAUUCAAGUGGAACCCGAUCGUUUGCCAUUAGUUUCGAAAACUCUUCAUCGAAUAGCCACAGAUAUUUGUAAAAAGGAGAGUCUGAAUACAUUCGCUGAAAAAGGAAAUCCAAAAUUGAGAUGUUCUAAGUGUUCGUUGCAGAUUCUUUCUGAAGAGUACAUAAAAACGAUUGGAGUUCUUCCAGACGACAACUGGUUUUCCACUUCGCAAAGUGUCGAAUUUAGCUGUAGAGAUGCUUGUGGAGCUGCGUGUGAUCCUGAUAGACAUAAUCACAGCUCAAAAAAAGAACAAGGACCAUCACCUGAAUGGUUGCCGCACGAGAAGCGUAUUAUGAUAAGCUACGUGAAUACCACAGCCCACGCGUCCAGUGUUUUGAUUGACAAUAUUAAAACUUGUGAAAACAUUAUAUACUGUGGAGGAUGCAAAUCAGAAAUUGGAAUUGUUCUGAAGAAUCACUCGAAACUUUAUUGUUUCAAUCAUGUUGCUACGACUCUUACGGCAGGCUCAAAAAACACGUUAUUUCUACAGAAAUCUAUUUUUUCCAGAUUGUUUUCUACAUCCAUAUAUAUGUCACAGCUAAUCACAACCUGUUGCGAAUCGCAAGGAAGUUUGAAAUUAGUGAUUCGAUCAUUAGAUAAAAUUCCACAUUUAUUGAUUUGGCUCCUGGACUCCUACAUAGUUGUAGCAAAUGGCGAUUUACAAGGCUUAAAGAAUGAGGACGACGACGGUUUGAUACUCAAUCCAUUUCCUGCCAUCAAACUUCUUUACAAAGUUUUCACACACACGAGCGUGACAAGUGAUCCUCGAGCUAAUGGUGAAGACACUUCAGUUGGUAUUGUAGACAUACCGCUAUCUUGCUGUCAGCUGCUUGUCCAAAUGCUUCUCCAAAGCAGUUUACGAUUGCCGCCAGCAUGUCGUGCCGUCGGUCAAUUUUUCGUUGGAUAUUUACAAAUUGAUGAUCAUAUUUAG